Molecule: messenger RNA, 1167 nt
Organism: Ostertagia ostertagi
Lineage: Eukaryota; Metazoa; Nematoda; Chromadorea; Rhabditida; Trichostrongylidae
Source: the annotation of a GenBank genome assembly
AUGGUGGAAGCAGCAGCCAACCGCAAGAUUACACUAUUUUCACCGAAUCUUUCGAUACGUACAUUGAGUUCGAGAUGUCACAGAGCUGGAAGAUAUAUCAGUGGUUUGUCGAAGGAAACUCGUGAGAUGAAGCAGAGCAAGAAGCAGGCGAAGAGCUGCUCUUGUUUCUUGGAAGUACAACUGCAUGACUCUGGAGUGGUUACUGCAACAGGAUGUUUUGGUCAUGUAGGCCACAAACUCGAAGUUCCUCUCCUUCUUCUAUCAACCAAGCAGGAGCUGUUUCUAAAGAAUCUUCUGGAAAAGUUCUCCAUGGAUUUUAUACUCAAUCGCUUACAACGCGAGUAUUCUCCGAAGACAUCACGGCUUGGGUCCAUUGAUAGAAAGGAUUUGUGGGAUCUUGUGAGAAGAUAUCAAAUUCUCCCAGUUCCUCGUGAAACCGGCUGUCCAAGAAACGUUAUGCCUUCGUAUGGCUAUCGAAGUUGUUGUGGUGAUGACUAUGAAGAGGAACAGGAUUGUGAUUCUGAGGAUGAUCUGCUGGGACGGCCCUCGUGCUCACCUCCACGGCCGACUCAAACCUCAGAAAAGCAGAAGGAACCAAUUUUGCUAAACGUUGAAGGAAAGCGUCUCCACAGCGCAACAAGUUUGCCUUCUACUUCGAAGGAGGCCACAAAGUUCUCAGUGAAACAAAUACAGCGGAACCACACGAAUACUGAAAAUUUGCUGAGUAUGGAGAAGUGUGAGAUGCCCGAAGGCUCUUUUUCUGAAGAUAAUCCUUUGACGACAAAAAACAAUCGACAAAAAAUAUUUGAACGUUUCGAAGAAGAUGUCUCUCGCAAGAUUGUUCAUACGAUCGCAACCGUUCCACCACAGGAUGCUCCUUCCUUAAGCUGUACCGUUACUAGUAGCGGUCGUGCUCCCAUGCUGGCCUCUAGAUCAAGAUCUUCGCUCUCAACACUACAAACGACCGCAUUACUUCCAAAAAGGCUGGAGGCGCCACAUUUGAUGAGUCCCGAGGGUGAACAUAAACCUGUACCGAGACCUUCGUGCCCACCUUCACAACAGUCCCCAGUGUCAGAAAAGCAAGAAGACAAGAAACUAAUCCUCCCGAAAAUCGAAGGGGAAUCGUCUCUACAGCGCAACGAGUUUGCCCUCAACUUCGCAUCAGGC